Molecule: messenger RNA, 4250 nt
Organism: Echinops telfairi (small Madagascar hedgehog)
Lineage: Eukaryota; Metazoa; Chordata; Mammalia; Afrosoricida; Tenrecidae
Gene: XPO6
Product: exportin 6
Exons: 25
Coding region: 156-3653 (1165 amino acids)
Biological process (GO): protein export from nucleus
Molecular function (GO): nuclear export signal receptor activity; small GTPase binding
Source: RefSeq, a predicted model, not a curated record
AGAGGGUCCCCGGCGGGGCCCGGGUCGGGCAGGGGGCUUCUUUGCAUGAGCGGGGGUCUUCCCGAACCUGCCGGGACCAUGACCUGAACUGUGCCAGCGGGACGCGUCCGACACCGAGAGCCAGCCCACCUGAGCCGCCCCUGCCCCUGGCCACGAUGGCAUCUGAAGAAGCCUCCCUGAGGGCACUGGAAAGUCUGAUGACAGAGUUUUUCCACGACUGCACAACCAAUGAAAGAAAACGGGAGAUAGAGGAGCUUCUUAAUAACUUUGCCCAGCAAAUAGGAGCCUGGAGAUUCUGCCUGUAUUUUCUGUCCAGCACUAGGAAUGAUUAUGUAAUGAUGUACAGUUUAACGGUUUUUGAGAAUCUGAUCAAUAAAAUGUGGCUUGGGGUCCCAUCUCAGGAUAAGAUGGAAAUUCGUAGCUGCCUGCCUAAACUUCUUUUGGCUCACCACAAAACCUUACCUUACUUUAUCCGGAACAAGCUUUGCAAAGUGAUUGUUGAUAUUGGCCGUCAGGAUUGGCCAAUGUUCUACCAUGACUUUUUUACUAAUAUUUUACAGUUGAUCCAGUCCCCUGUGACAACCCCUCUCGGGCUGAUCAUGCUGAAGACAACUUCGGAAGAGCUGGCUUGUCCCCGGGAAGACCUCAGCGUGGCUCGGAAGGAAGAGCUGCGGAAGCUGUUGCUGGAGCAGGUGCAAACCGUGCUUGGGCUACUGACAGGUAUCUUGGAGACCGUCUGGGACAAACACAGUGUUACAGCCGCGACUCCGCCCCCAUCCCCGACUUCAGGAGAAAGUGGUGACUUACUGAGUAACCUGAUGCAGAGCCCUAGUUCAGCCAAACUGUUGAAUCAGCCAAUCCCCAUCCUUGACGUGGAGAGUGAGUAUGUGUGUUCUCUGGCCUUGGAGUGCCUGGCUCAUCUCUUCAGUUGGAUUCCUCUGUCUGCCAGCAUCACCCCAUCCCUCCUAACCACCAUCUUCCACUUUGCGCGUUUUGGCUGUGACAUCCGGGCGAGAAAGAUGGCAUCCGUUAACGGCAGCAGCCAGAACUGUGUCUUGGGUCCAGAGCGUGGCCGGCUUGGGGUUCUGGCCAUGUCCUGCAUCAAUGAACUCAUGUCCAAGAACUGUGUGCCUAUGGAGUUUGAGGAGUACUUACUGCGCAUGUUCCAGCAGACUUUCUACCUCCUGCAGAAAAUCACCAAGGAUAACAAUGCCCACACGGUGAAGGGCCGGCUAGAAGAACUUGACGAGAGCUACAUCGAGAAGUUCACCGACUUUCUCCGGCUCUUUGUGAGUGUUCACCUAAGAAGAAUCGAGUCCUACUCUGAGUUCCCUGUGGUGGAGUUUCUGACACUUUUGUUCAAGUACACAUUUCAUCAGCCUACUCAUGAAGGUUACUUCUCUUGCUUGGAUAUCUGGACACUCUUUUUGGACUAUCUGACAAGUAAAAUCAAAAGUCGUCUGGGAGACAAGGAAGCAGUUCUCAACAGGUACGAAGAUGCACUGGUCCUCUUGCUCACGGAGGUGUUGAAUAGAAUCCAGUUCAGAUACAACCAGGCCCAGUUGGAAGAGCUGGAUGAUGAGACCCUGGAUGAUGAUCAGCAGACCGAGUGGCAGCGGUACCUGCGCCAGAGCUUGGAGGUGGUGGCCAAAGUGAUGGAGCUGCUGCCCACUCACGCUUUCUCAACACUGUUCCCAGUUCUUCAGGACAAUUUAGAAGUUUAUCUGGGGUUACAGCAAUUUAUAGUUACUUCAGGGUCAGGACACAGGUUGAACAUCACAGCGGAGAAUGACUGUCGGCGACUGCACUGUUCCCUGAGGGAUUUGAGCUCCCUGCUGCAGGCCGUGGGCCGCUUGGCUGAGUACUUCAUUGGCGACGUGUUUGCAGCGAGGUUCAAUGAUGCCCACACUGUCGUGGAAAGGUUGUUCUGCUGUUUGCACUGGAACCUGGCUCAGAGAAGAGAACUCCCUUGCUUGAGGUCACACAGCUUCAGAGGGGCCGCACGUGGCCAGCUUGCUGAUUUCCAGUGCUUUUUCCGCACGUUGGUCAAAGUCACUCUGUAUGGAUCUCAGAUAAAACUGUACAACAUCGAGACGGCUGUGCCAUCAGUACUGAAACCAGACCUCAUUGAUGUGCACGCGCAGUCCCUGGCUGCGCUCCAGGCGUACUCUCACUGGCUAGCCCAGUACUACAAUGAAGUGCACCGACAGAACGCCCAGCAGUUCGUCUCACUGGUCUCUACCACCAUGGAUGCCCUCACCCCUCUCAUCAGCACGAAGGUCCAGAACAAGUUGCUGCUGUCUGCGUGCCACUUACUUGUCUCACUCGCCACCACAGUGCGGCCAGUCUUUCUGAUCAGCAUCCCUGCGGUACAGAAGGUGUUCAACAGAAUCACUGACGCCUCUGCUCAGCGGCUGGUUGACAAGGCUCAGGUGUUGGUGUGCCGGGCCCUCUCCAAUAUCCUGCUGCUUCCAUGGCCAAACCUUCCAGAGAACGAGCAGCAGUGGCCCGUGCGCUCCAUCAACCACGCCAGCCUCAUCUCCGCGCUCUCCCGAGACUAUCGCAACCUGAAACCCAGUGCUGUCGCUCCUCCCAGGAAAGUGUCACUGGAGGACACCAAAGCCAUCAUCCACCAGACACUGGGGGUCUUGGAAGAUAUCGUGGACAAUAUCUCUGGGGAAUCCACCAAGUCCCGGCAGAUCUGCUACCAGUCACUGCAGGAAUCCGUGCAGGUCUCCCUGGCCCUCUUUCCAGCUUUCAUCCAUCAGUCAGAUGUGACCGAUGAGAUGCUGAGCUUCUUCCUCACUCUGUUUCGAGGCCUUAGAGUACAGAUGGGCGUGCCUUUCACGGAACAGAUCAUACAGACUUUCCUCAAUAUGUUUACCAGAGAACAGCUGGCCGAGAGCAUCCUCCACGAAGGCAGCACAGGCUGCCGGGUGGUCGAGAAGUUCCUGAAGAUCCUGCAGGUGGUGGUCCAGGAGCCUGUCCAGGUGUUCAAGCCCUUCCUCCCCAGCAUCAUCUCCCUGUGCAUGGAGCAGGUGUACCCCAUCGUUGCGGAGCGCCCCUCCCCUGAUGUGAAGGCUGAGCUGUUUGAGCUCCUUUUCCGGACCCUCCAUCACAACUGGAGGUAUUUCUUCAAGUCCACCGUCUUGGCCAGUGUCCAGAGGGGGAUCGCCGAGGAGCAGAUGGAGAAUGAGCCCCAGUUCAGUGCCAUCAUGCAGGCUUUUGGGCAGUCGUUUCUCCAGCCCGACAUCCACCUGUUUAAACAGAACCUGUUCUACUUGGAGACCCUCAACGCCAAGCAGAAACUCUACCACAAGCAGCUCUUCCGGAGCACCAUGCUGUUCCAGUUUGUGAACGUGCUGCUCCAGGUGCUGGUCCGCAAGUCCCACGACCUCCUGCAGGAGGAGAUCGGCACCGCCCUGUACAACAUGGCCUCGGUCGACUUCGACGGCUUCUUUGCAGCCUUCCUCCCGGAGUUCCUGAGCAGCUGUGAUGGCGUGGACACCAACCAGAAAAAUGUGCUGGGACGGAAUUUCAAGAUGGAUCGGGACCUGCCCUCGUUCACCCAGAAUGUGCACAGGCUGGUCAAUGACCUGCGCUACUACAGACUCUGCAAUGACAGCCUGCCCCCCGGCACUGUGAAGCUCUAGCCUCGGCCCUGCACGCCUGCGCGGCCUGCUUACCUCCUGAGGGGCGCCACCUCCUGCCGCUGCCACCGCAGAAGUCUCCCAGACCAAGACCGGCCACUCCUUGGAUUCUCCCCCUCCUUCCACUCCUGGGGCACUGUUGUCUGCCCCUGUGUCCCCACCCUCCCCUCCCGCUGCCCACCCAGCUGACCUGGCUUCAGGGUGUAGCCUCGCCCUGGUUGGAGUUCUGGCUCCAGGGCACAGGGAGCAGGGGGAGCUGUGUGGCAGAUGCCAGGGAGGUGCUGGGAAAUUCCAAGAGGUGGUUCGCGUGGACCAUGUGGGGACGGUCACGAGACAAGAAUGCCCAGGACAGCUUUUGACAGUGGCACCUUCUCACCAUUCCACUGCUCGGGUCCACCCCAGCCCAGCUGGCCAAGGAGAGACUUGAGCUUGGAACUAUUUUGACGUUUCUGUCAAGUCCCCUCCCCCAAUUUGCCUUCAAGUCUCUGCUCUUUGUCAGAUAUUUGCAAAGACUCCUGUUUUGUCUUGUUUUCUCAUCAUUCCAUUGUGAUACUGAGAGAAGCUGAAUGAAAAAUAAAAUGCUUAUGUUGUUGUUACAUA